This is a messenger RNA of Pestalotiopsis fici W106-1, 1818 nucleotides long. RefSeq lists its product as uncharacterized. Bases 1 to 1818 code for a protein of 605 amino acids. Lineage: Eukaryota; Fungi; Ascomycota; Sordariomycetes; Amphisphaeriales; Sporocadaceae. Gene Ontology annotation, molecular function: monoatomic cation transmembrane transporter activity. Gene Ontology annotation, cellular component: membrane. The record is from RefSeq and is a predicted model, not a curated record. Gene Ontology annotation, biological process: transmembrane transport; monoatomic cation transport. The transcript is spliced from 2 exons.
AUGUCUUCUCAAGAGUCUUCGUCGUACCUGUCCCGGUCUCCAGGGAGAAGCGGCCUGCACCGCAAAGGCUAUCUCGUUCUGCAAGACGAGGCACCGCCCGCCUUUUCACCGCGCGGCCAGGGCACGCUCGCCCACCUGAUCCGGAACCGGUCCCACAGCUCGCUGCAGGGCUACGGGACGACGACCUGGCGCAAUACCGGUGGUCUCGAUGCUGCGGACCUGGAGGCGCACCACCCGGGCGGGCAUCACGAGGCUUCUCUCCACCACCACCACCUCCAUGGCGCCGGCGCCGCAGGCAGCGUGAGCGGUGGCGAAGAUGAUGCCACGUCGCGCCGGUCUCUGUAUGAGGAGCGCCGGCUCUCGGCCGUGCUCAUGAGCCGUCCCGUCCGCAGUAUGCGUCUGAUUGGCAACUCGAACCCGCGGUACCGCUGGGAGCGCUACUGGGUGCCCGAGGAGCAGCUGGCCUCGAUGCGCAAGCCCAUACGCGCCUACUAUGAGCGCACCAACUAUCUUAUCCAGCAGUACCUGUACAUUGACCGGCUGCUGGACAGCAGUCUGCCUCAUGAUCUGCUCAACGAGUACAAUGACAUGCCCGCCAGCCACUUUCGCGGCGUCGAGAUCCCGGAUACCAUCCGCGAGGAGCCUGGUAGUGCCAACAGGAGCGCCGUGGGAAGUUUGAUAGAGGGGAGCGGAUUAUUAAAAACAAGUGGGACUGGCUCGCCUUCCAACGAGGAGAACGGGAACGGACAGUCCGGCGAGGAGGCAGGGAAGAGCGUCAAGAAGGUCAAGCGUACGCCAAGAGACAUCUACCGGCCCACCGAGACGACGCCCUUGUUUAGCAACCACGAUGAAGAGGACGGCGAGGUAUGGGAUGGCGAGGGCGCAAAGCCCGAGAUCCCGUGGCUCGAAGAUGACGAUGAUCUCGACAGCAGCAGCAACAUUGUCACUGUAGCCAUUUACGUGAACUUUGCCGCUAAUUUUAUUCUCUUGGCUGGAAAGAUUGCUGUAAUCAUUUCAGUGUCUUCCAUGUCGGUGCUGGCCAGUUUGGUAGAUGCCGUACUGGACUUUUUGUCUACCGUCAUUGUCUGGCUGACUACGUGGUUGGUCAGCCGCCAGGACCAGUACAAAUAUCCCGUCGGUCGGAGGAGACUGGAGCCAUUGGGUAUUCUGGUGUUUUCGGUCAUCAUGAUCACCUCUUUCUGUCAAGUCGCGUUACAGUCGAUCCAACGACUAGCAUCUCCAGAGCAUGAACUCGUCGAGCUCGGGAUUCCUGCUAUCGGCAUCAUGGCGGGCACCGUCCUUAUCAAGGGUCUGUGCUGGCUCUGGUGCCGUCUCGUCAAGAACUCGAAUGUCCAAGCUCUGGCUGCGGAUGCGUGGACUGAUGUCAUCUUCAACAUUGGAUCCAUCUUUUUCCCGAUAGUUGGCUUCUAUGCCAAGAUCUGGUGGCUCGAUGCGCUCGGUGGCCUGCUUCUGUCCUGUGUCGUCAUUUACAACUGGUCCGAGACGUCUCUGGAGCACAUCAAGAACCUGUCGGGCUUCUCAGCCACUGCAGACCAGCGUAACGUGCUGCUGUACCUGACGAUGCGCUUUGCCAAAACCAUUCGCCAGAUCCAGGGCCUGCAGGCUUAUCACGCCGGUGACAAGCUCAACGUCGAGGUCGACAUUGUACUCGAUGCCAGCACCCCGCUGCGCGACAGCCACGACCUGGCAGAGAGUCUGCAGUACGUCCUCGAGAGUGUCCCCGCUGUGGACAGGGCGUUUGUGCACACGGAUUAUGCUACCUAUAAUCUGCCGACGCACAUGUCGCAACAGAGCUAA